Sturnus vulgaris (Common starling) is the source of this 1893-nucleotide messenger RNA. RefSeq names its product proto-oncogene Mas-like. Gene Ontology annotation, molecular function: G protein-coupled receptor activity. The record is from RefSeq and is a predicted model, not a curated record. Gene Ontology annotation, cellular component: plasma membrane. Gene Ontology annotation, biological process: G protein-coupled receptor signaling pathway. Lineage: Eukaryota; Metazoa; Chordata; Aves; Passeriformes; Sturnidae.
UGAGCUGCACCCUAUGUCACACAGUCCAGGGGACAACAUUGCCGGGCACAAGUGCUGAAAUUCCCAGGAACACAAGAAAGGUCUGAGUCACCAUUAUGAGACCCUCAACCACACCAAUCCUCCCUCCAACCACAGCCAUCCAGGCUCCUGGGACCAACCAGAGCGGGGCUGUGGGACUACCAGAGCCAUCCUAUGCUGUCCUCAAGUUCAUGGAGAGCUUCUGCCUGCUGAGUGCUGCCUGUGGCAUGGUGGGGAACGGCCUGGUCCUGUGGUUCCUGGGCUUCCGCAUCCGCAGGAAUCACUUCACCGUCUACAUCCUGAACCUGGCGGCCGCCGAUUUCGGGUACCUGCUGUGCAUCGCCGUGGAGACCGUGCAGUACCUGAUGCAGUUCAACGUGGGGGUGCAGUUUGGGAUAUUCCUCUUCCUGGAUCUCUUCAUGUACGGCACGGGCCUGUACCUGUUGACGGCCAUCAGCAUUGAGCGCUGCCUGUCCGUGCUGUCCCCCAUCUGGUGCAGGACACACCGCCCAAAGCACCUGUCUGCCGUGGUGGCUGGCCUGCUCUGGGCCCUGUCCCUGCUCCUGAACACUCUGGGAUAUGUUUUGUGCACCGUUCGCCCCUCUCCCAGGGUCUGCCGGCGCCUGCUCAUCGCCAUCGGAGCCUUGGAUUUCCUCGUCUGCACUCCCCUCAUGCUGCUCUUCAGCCUCACCCUCUUCCUGCGGGUCAAGUGCAGCUCCCAGCCCUUCCAAACGGGCCGGCUCUUCAUCGUCAUCAUGCUCACCAUCCUCCUCUUCCUCAUUUUUGCCGUGCCCCUCAGUGUCCUCAUCCUCCUGGACUUCCUGGGCCACAAGUUCCUGUAUUCCCCGGAGAUUGGCUUUGUGCUGUCCUGUGUCAACAGCACCCUCAACCCCGUCAUUUACUUCCUGGUGGGAAGCUACAGGGAUCGGAAAUUCAGGCUCACCCUCAGGCUGGCAUUCCAGAGGGCUUUCCAAGACUCAGCAGAUGACAGAGAUGAGAGGGAAACCCGGGACACGGUAACCAUGUCCUCCUGAAAUCCUGCCUGGAAUGUCUUGGCAGAACUGAAGAACUCCAUGGUACUGGAGAAGGUUCAUCUCACCUGACCUUCAGUACCCUCUUUGUAGAUAUUUUAGGUUAUUAUUUUACGUCCCCAUCUGUGGCACAUAAGCAUCUGUAUUUACCUGACCUGUAUUUAGGACACGUUAAAAGUUCCUGUUUCUUUCCAGUGACUUUUAAAUAAUAUUAAUUUUAUUGAUGAAGGGCCUUGGGUGGCUGCUCCCUGCAAGACUGAGGAAUACUCCUCUUUCCAGAGGUGAUGGAAUCUAAAUGUAGCUGUGUGGACAGAUGCCUAAGGAUGGACAUCAGCCUGUGUGCAAUUCCAAACCCUGCAUGCCUUUUAAAAGACCCAUCUGAACUCCAAGGUACCAAACUAGAGCCUGAUUUCCAAUGUGUGUCCAGAUGGGAGAUUGUGAUGCCUCUCCUAGUUUAUGAAGGUGGAAAGGUUGAAAUGUCUUGGUGUCUGAAUUUCAUCAAAGAAAUCCUGCUCAGGAUAAAUCCUUGUUACUCAUAACCUCAUAAAUUCUCAGUGUUGGUUUUCACUCAGACCUCUGAAAAUGAGAUCGGUACCAACAAUCCUCCCGUUGGAAGCAGACAUAAAAUUCCUGGAAGGAGAAUCCAUCUAUCCCUCUUAAUUUAGAAUUCCCAAGUCUCAGCACACACACAGCCUUUUGUGGCUCACAGAGCCAUUCUGGGCUUCCUAAUGUGAGCAUUUCAAGGACUGAAAAGAUUCAUAUCCACCAAGACCAUUUCUUCUCUGAACCAGGGAUGUUUCCACACCACAGAACAGGAAAGGGCUCCAGCUCCUUCCAACUUGCU